AUGAGAAAACGCGGCCGAGCUAUUUACACGAAUUACCUCGGAAAAGAGACAGGUUACUGUUACAUUUUAGUGAAAUACUCCAAAAAUUGGAAUUUUCAGUUUUUCGCAAAGACUUUGUUGGCUGGCUUAAGGUACCGACUUCAGUUAGGAAGCGAUUCUCCUGAUAAAUUGGUACAAUUUUAUUGUAAUUCAUUUGAAAAUGGAAAUUCUUUCAGCAUGUUGCCAAGCCUCUUUUUGGCGAUUCUUUUGUAGCUCCAGAUCCCUUUCCUGACGAUGGACCGCUCGAAUUCGAGAUUCAGGGUACAGUUUUUUGGAUUUUCGGACUCAUUAUAAUGAGAAUGAGGUUCACGAAAUCAUCUUCGGACAAAGUUCGAAAGGGUAGAAAAGGCUCCAUGAAAAUUUUUCUUUUUUGCUUUCCUUUUACGGCAUUUCAUCGUCUUUUAUGCCCCAUUUCUGCAGCCAUCUAACCUUUAUCUAACCUUUCUUGAGCCUUUAUAGUUCUAGGGAAAAAGAAAGGCUCCAUAUAGGGACUCUUUUGCUGCCAUUUUGCGACCUUUUUGCUGCCAUUCUGCGGCCUUUUUGCUGCCUUUUUGCUGCAAUUCUGCGGCCUUUUUUGAGCCUUUCCCUUUCAGCGGUCAUUAUCAAAAAUUCAGAUUUUGCCAAAGAGUUGGGAAACGAAACCAAAAAAUCUAGCAAUUUUUCUGAUUUCUCUGCUAAUUUUGAAGAAAAUUUGAAGUUUCCAGGCGUUCCGACAGACCAAGAGCCUCAUGAUUCUGCCAGAUACGAUUACAACUUCACGUCGUUGAACUUGGUACUUCUUGAUAUAGUCUGUGUGCCACGCCUUGAAAUUUCUCCAAACGACAUUCCGCUGUUCCGCUGCGUGCGCUCGCGAAGCGUCUUUCGAAUCUAGGUCACGCUUUCAAUGGAUUGUCAUUGCUGUGAGAGCACAUGAAAGCAGAGUACCUUAAUAAAAGAAAAAAAAAUUAAAAGCGCGACCAAGGUUCGCAAAGGCGCGCAGCGGCACAGCGGAAUGUCGUUUGGUGAAAUUCCAAGUCGUGGUACACAGACUAUAGAAUAAAUUGAAAUCGAUAAGCUUUCAAUUGCAGUACUCCUAUGAUCUGUGGAACAACGCCUUCAACCCGUUCACUUUGCCAGAGUUUUUGAUAAAUGCAGCUGAACCUCCUAGCAAUGUUCAAAUUUUCAACGAGUCUCGGCAUGGUUCUCAAAAAAAACCUGAACUAAAGAGAAAAUAUACAACAGUUUCAGCCUUGAGCAGAGCCGACACGGCCAGACAAUUUCAUCGGUAUUUGGGCGGAAAUCAACCAACCGAGCAAUUCACAAGUUGCAAAGGAAAAUAGUUAUUGAAAAAGUCGGGUUUUCAGUUGUUAUAACGACUUUUGACCGGGACGAGAUGCUCAACUCGACUCUGAAAAGUUUCCACAAAAUCGCCUAUCUGAACAAGGUUCCAGAAUGAAUGAAUAUUGUGCCUCAUGGUUUCAGAUCGUUGUCGUGUGGUGCAACGAAAAGAGAAGUCCGCCCAGAAAUUGGCCUCAAAUCCAAGUUCCCAUCGAGUUUGAACCUUCGGCUCUCCCAUGAAAAAGGCCUUUUUCAGAUUCGUUUCCGCUCCGGACAGUUUGAACUCGAGGUUCAUCCCCUUUGACAAUAUCAAAACGGAGGCCGUGCUCUCCUUGGACGACGACAUCGUUUUGAGCCACGAGAUGGUUCUUUUCUCGUUCCGGUAUGAAAAAAGAUAUAGCCGAUUCAUAGCUAACUUGGGACGCUGAGGGGCGUGGCCCGUCUGCGCUCUUCACAAGCCAGGCAUACUUUUCGUACCAGGGCCUUUUUUUGAUGGCUCAAACCAGCCGUGAAUCAGCUGUAUAGUUGGAUGCACUCUUGAAAAAAAUUACCAAAAAUCAAAAAAACUUUCUCAAAAAUCGGCAUUUCUUUUUUACCGUCAGUGAGACUCUGGUUAGAGGAAAUGUUGAAAAAAACGUCAAACAAAGUUUUUUUUAAAAAUUAGAAUCAUCUCCCUGAAGAAAUCCAGAAUAAUUGUAUAAUAAUUUUCCCAGAGUCUGGCGAGAGAACCGGGAUCAGCUCGUCGGUCUGGUUCACAGGUCGACCAAGUACAGUGCAGGCCAUCCGGUUUACGAACCCAACGGCGCGUGUCAAUUCAGCUUGAUCUUACCGACGUCGGCGUUUCUUCAUAAGGUGAUGUCAUAGUGAAAGUUGUCGAUGGGAUGCCUCGGCCCACAAAAUUGAGAAAAAAAAGUAAAAAUGUAGAAAACGAAUGAAAAACAAGCUGGUGAAAAUGUUAAGAAAAAAAAGCCCAGUCUUAUAGUCGAUGUGCCACGACUUGAAAUUUCAUGGAACGACAGUCCGAUGUUCUUGUGAUACUAGUGCGCGCUGUCGCGAAGCGCCUUGCCUUUUGCGAAUUUCGGUCGCGCUUUCCAUUUUUUUCUUUUAUUUGAUGUAUAACUUUUUGACAAUGUUUUUAAUUGUUUUUAUGUGCCAAAAACGGAACUAUUAUUGCUUUUGCACAGAAAAAUAGUCAAAAUUUCAAAUGAAAGAAAAAAUGGAGAGCGCGACCGAAAUUCGCAGAGGCAAGGCGCUUUCACGGCCACAAGGCCACCAAGCGGAGUGUCGUUUCAUGAAAUUUUAAGUCGUGGCACAUCGACUAUAUCAGCAGAUCUGAUCAUAGUUAUCGAGACAUCUUCGUCUCAUCUUUCCCAAUUUCAGACCUACCUCGAAGCGUACACCUACCAAAUGGAUCCAAGCGUCCGUGAACACGUCGACGCGACAAUGAACUGUGAAGACAUUGCGAUGAACUUCCUCAUCGCUCAUUUAACCAAGAAACCGCCCAUCAAAACGACUCUUUAUCGAGAUUUCAAGUGA
Messenger RNA from Caenorhabditis auriculariae, 2892 nucleotides. The record is from the annotation of a GenBank genome assembly. Lineage: Eukaryota; Metazoa; Nematoda; Chromadorea; Rhabditida; Rhabditidae.